This is a messenger RNA of Exophiala oligosperma, 3008 nucleotides long. RefSeq lists its product as uncharacterized. Gene Ontology annotation, molecular function: fatty acid elongase activity. Gene Ontology annotation, biological process: fatty acid elongation, polyunsaturated fatty acid; fatty acid elongation, monounsaturated fatty acid; sphingolipid biosynthetic process. Gene Ontology annotation, cellular component: endoplasmic reticulum membrane. Lineage: Eukaryota; Fungi; Ascomycota; Eurotiomycetes; Chaetothyriales; Herpotrichiellaceae. The transcript is spliced from 3 exons. The coding region runs from base 413 to 2623 and encodes 736 amino acids. The record is from RefSeq and is a predicted model, not a curated record.
GGAUACAUGAUGCUCCGUCAGAUGCUUCGUGCCUGAAAAAGACGUAAGUGCAAGCAGUAACGCAGUACGAGUACGGAGUACCAAGCAGAACAAAUACCAGCCAUUUUGUACCAACCACACACACACACACAAACACCCAACAACCUCCCCUCCUUAAUAUCCCCCGGUAAAUUACUUUCCGGCAUUCUUUUUUCGCUUCAUUUGCGAGAUUCGCUAUCCGCAUCUUCCUACUCGUGGCAAACGGAACCAUUUUACAAGGCUUUUACCUACUUGACUGGUCAAUCCCGACGUGGUUUGGGAUAUGGCCUUGUUCUAGGUACUGUCGUCCAUUACGCCAAACCCUCUACCAAUUCCGAAAACCUUUGUUCUUUACCAACCCCCCAGGUCGGAAAUUGCACCGGUCAACGUAGCCAUGUCAAUCACCGCUAUCUAUGACUGGCUAGGCCUCGAAGGCACUGCGCCGAAUGUCAAGAUCGCGACACUACCGGCUUCAUAUUUUAAAUUUCCUCCUUCGCCCAAGCCAGCGACCCUCCCACCUCCUCCAGACAAUCCAAGCUUCGCGCAUCCGUUCACGGUACCGGCCGAUAUUUACAAUGCUACCCUCUCUCCUCAUGUCCCCAUCACAGUGGCGCUGGUGUACAUGUCCUUUGUCACUUUCAUGAACUCGGUCAAUGCGAAUCGCAAGCACAAACCUUGGGCAUUCAGCAGAACACGAGUCUUCAAGAUCUUUGUCAUAUUACACAAUGUCUUCCUUGCUGUGUAUUCAGCAUGGACCUGUGUUGGCAUGGUGAACGGUCUCCGUUUGUGCUUGCCAGCCUGGAAUGAUUCACCGACUGUGGCGGACACUGUGGAUGCACUGUGCAAGCUUCAUGGCCCGAGAGGCAUCGGAAAUGCUGCGGCGUAUAAUGCCACCACUAGUGCCUGGACAAUGACAAAUCGUGUAUUUCACCUAGCUGCGGAUGGAUUGGUCCCAGAGACAACAGAUGUGGGCAGAAUGUGGAAUGAAGGAUUGGCCUUUUAUGGCUGGCUUUUCUACCUCUCCAAGUUCUACGAGGUCCUCGAUACCUGUAUCAUUCUGGCAAAAGGAAGGAAGAGCAGUUUUUUGCAGACGUACCACCACGCCGGAGCCAUGCUGUGCAUGUGGGCUGGCAUCCGGUACAUGUCGCCCCCCAUCUGGAUGUUUGUCCUUGUCAAUUCCGGAAUUCAUGCCAUCAUGUACACUUUCUACCUUGUGUCUGCCCUCGGAAUGCGAGUCCCGAAGUGGUUCAAGCAGUCCUUGACUACGCUGCAGAUCACACAGUUUGUCGUCGGAGCAACAUAUGCCUUCUCGCAUCUGUUCAUUGCCUACCAGGCGCCUGUUAGCGUAGCAUACACCUACUUUCCCGGAGAGGUGGCGUCGAAGAUUGUGUACAGCAUCCCGAGCGACCUUUCGGCCACGGCAUCAAGCGCAAUGGCGACGGUCUCGGCUGGACUCGGUGCAUGGAUGAAGAAAGCUGCUUUACGAGCCGCUGGUUAUGAAGGACUUGCACAAAACGUUCUUAACGAACAAGGCCGGCCUUUUGGUCUCGAUGCUGUCAAUGCUGUGGAGGAUUUGGUGGCUAGAGAAGAGACCAGGUUUCGGGAUGAGCUGCAAUGGACGCAUUGCCUCGACACCAGUGGACAAGUGUUUGCGAUUCUUUUGAAUUGUAUGUACCUUGCUCCACUGACCUGGCUCUUCGCGCAAUUCUUCGUAACUUCGUACCUGAAGAGACAGGAGCGGAGACGAAGCAGUUCUGCAAGCGACAUAGCUAUGCGGGCUAGGCAAAGUCUGCAAGAUGCGUCAAAGGGUGUGGCACGAAGACUCAGUGAGGCCGUGGAAGAGAUGCAUCGAACCUCAGAAGAUAUUGGCGAUGAAGAUGCCAUCGCCGACACAGAUGAGAUCAAAAAGGAGUUUGAUCAAGCUGCAGAACAAGUCAAAAGCAGUGUCAGAAAAAGCUCAAAACAUGUUGCCUCCAGAUUGAACACCGAGAAGGUCAAGGAGCAAUUCCAGCGUGACCUUGAGACGAUCAAAGAGGGUGCAAAGACGGUGAGCGACAAGGUCAAGACAGCAGCGAACAGCCAAACGGCGAAAGAUAUCGGCAACGUAGCUGCAGAAAAGGCCAAUGAACUGGCCAAUAUUACCAAAGAUACGGCAGAUGUUGUGGUACAGAAGGCCACGUCGCUGUCGAGCGCCACCACCAAGGAUGCUCAAGAUUCUGUUGGGCAAACGGCGACGACUGUGACGAACGCUGCAAGGAAUGCACAAGAAUCCGCAGCCCAGAAAGUAAAGGACACCACCGAUGUGGCUCAAAAUACCGCAACGAAGUCCUCUAAGAAGGCUAAAAAGGCCGCUAAAGCAGCAGAAAAUAACGCUGCAAAGCAGAAGGAUACUACAGACCAGAACACUGAGGAUAUCAAAGACUUAAGGUGGCAUGCCAACACCUCGAGAGAAGACAAAGCCCCAAACGGAAAUGGCACCGGCGCAGGAGAGGCGACCGGUCAAAAAUCUCAAGCCAGCAAUGAUGAAACACAGACUGGCGAAACCGAGGAAGAAAAUAGCCAAGUUCAAGAGGGCAAGAGCUUUGCGGAUGCUGCCAAAGAGUGAGUCCUUCAAUGAUGAAUUUCGCAAGGUCCUACUCAAAACUCCAACACGACGGUGCUAUAAUUACACAGCACACGAUAUCACUCCAAACACUGAGCGUCCGAGGCCCAGUCAGUCUUAGGGAUGUUGCUGGAAGUAAUGUGCCGCAAGCUUGUUGCUCGACACCACCGUCGUCCGGUUGCUAAGCCACAGAUCUAUAUCGAUAUACUCGCUAGGGGUCGAGUAGACUGGCUUGAGACAUGUUAUUAUAUCACGCCCUACUCCAUCAACACAUAUGUUCGGAGCGGAGCCACUGUGCCAUUGACAGACAUCACAAGACGCGCAACCACAGCCAUGUAGGUAGUGUAAUGCUUAGAUUUCAAUCUUCAAUGUAAAAAAAAUAAUGUAA